Leptonychotes weddellii (Weddell seal) is the source of this 633-nucleotide messenger RNA. The record is from RefSeq and is a predicted model, not a curated record. NCBI's taxonomy places the organism in Eukaryota, Metazoa, Chordata, Mammalia, Carnivora, Phocidae.
CUGUGGACAUGGCUGGAGGAGCUACAGAAGGAGCUGCUGGAUGACGUGUAUGCCGAGUCGGUGGAGGCCGUGCAAGACCUCAUCAAGCGCUUUGGCCAGCAGCAGCAGACGACCCUGCAAGUGACCGUCAACGUGAUCAAGGAAGGCGAGGACCUCAUCCAGCAACUGAGGGACUCGGCCAUCUCCAGCAAUAAGACCCCCCACAACAGCUCCAUCAGCCACAUCGAGACGGUGCUGCAGCAGCUGGACGAGGCCCAGGCCCAGAUGGAGGAGCUCUUCCAGGAGCGUAAGAUCAAGCUGGAGCUCUUCCUGCAGCUGCGCAUAUUCGAGCGGGACGCCAUCGAUGUGAGUGUCCUCCGCCUCCUGCCAUUCCCGCAUCUUCUCACUCUGGCUGCCUUAACAGGAGGACAGGGAGAGGGAGGAGUGCGCCUUGCCCUGGGAGCUGCAGGGCUUGUGCUGGAGGCCACACCACACAGCAGGGUAGAGCACAGCCCGUGCGCGGAGCUGAAGUCCAGCCGCCUCGAACAAGUGGGCUUGUUUCAGCCCGCACUGGGUCCCACGACGCACACCCUUGUCUAUGCAGCAGAGGCUCACACCUGCGACCGUGAUCCUCCCCUUUCCCUUCUACGGUGA